Elgaria multicarinata webbii is the source of this 2606-nucleotide messenger RNA. It is a transcript of the gene TM6SF2, whose product is annotated as transmembrane 6 superfamily member 2. Gene Ontology annotation, biological process: lipid homeostasis; regulation of lipid metabolic process. Gene Ontology annotation, cellular component: endoplasmic reticulum-Golgi intermediate compartment membrane; endoplasmic reticulum membrane. Lineage: Eukaryota; Metazoa; Chordata; Lepidosauria; Squamata; Anguidae. The transcript is spliced from 10 exons. The record is from RefSeq and is a predicted model, not a curated record. Bases 195 to 1310 code for a protein of 371 amino acids.
UUCUUUCUUUUUGAGGGAGAAAGGGAGCAAGAGGCAAGCAUGAUCAGCUAGAGGGUUUUGUGCUCAAAGAGGGACCCACCACGUCGAUUAACCCCUUCCUGCUCGAGCGAGCGCGUCCCGGCUGCCCUCUCCGCGCGUUCCCACGACGCGCAAACACGCACCAGCCUCCCUGACAGGCGCCCGCGUCGCCAGCCAUGCGGCCGUUCGUCCCGCUUGGGGCGGCUGUCGGCCUCUUUCUCUCCGCCUUCCCGAUCUCCUAUGUCUUGAACAGCGUGACAGCCAUGGAGCAUUCGUGGGCCAUCACAGCGGCUGGCUUUGCAGUCCUGUUGUUCUUAUCUGCUCUGGUCUACCUUCCAGCCCGGUCCCAAGAUCCUCUCUUCUACGUGUUUAUGGUUUUUUCUUUCACCUCGGGGAUCGACGGAAUCAUCGCUUUGGAAGAGGACGGCUAUCUAAACAACUUUCUGGAGUUCUACAUGAGAGAGGGCGAGCCGCACCUCAGCACAGCCUACGGCAUUAUGAUUUGCUACUGGGACGCAGUGGUCCAUUACGGCCUUUACCUCGCCAUGAUUGCAGCCAUCGCUCAAAGGAAAAGUUACCGGAAUUUCGGCCUCUACUGGAUCGGAUCUCUCACCAUGAGCCUGGUGGUUUACCUGUUGGGGAACGUGAUCGGGAAGUAUGGCCACGAAAUCCGCCUGGCGUUCAUGCUCAACGCCCCUUACCUCCUCGUCUCUGUCUGGGCUGCCGUGAGGAUUUUCAGCCACCCCAGGACCUCGCCCUUGAUGACAGCCGAUAAGGUUGUUGAAGAACAGCGCAAAACCUUGUUGCAGCGUCCGCUGGAUCUGGGCCUGGUGGGCUACCUCCUUUUCGCCGUGGCCUUCACCCUCUUCCGAGGACUGGUCGUCCUGAAUUGCCCGGCCGAUGCCUGCUUCAAUUACAUUUACCAACAUGAGCCCUACCUGCGUGAUCCGGUCGCCUACCCCAAAGUUCAGAUGCUCGUCUUCCUGUUUUACUGCCUGCCGUAUUUCUGCGCCUGCAUCUAUGGCUUGCUCUCCCCUGGAUCCACAUGGAUGACCGAUUGGGCUUUGGUUUUCGCCGGUGCCAUCGCCCAGGCGCAGUUUUCCCACAUCGGCUCUUCGCUUCACCAGCGCACUCCUUUCCCCUACCGCACUCCGGAAGAGUCCUGGUGGCCUGUCAUCCUUAUUAACGUGGCCUACACCGUGGGGCCACACCUCCUCGUUUACCGCUGCCUCCGCAGCCCGGCCUUUUUCGGCCAGCCGGUUUCCCGGGACGAGGACAAGAAGACCCAGUGAGAGCAGCAAGGCGGGAGCUGGCCGGAUCCUCCGGACACAAACCGGAUCCCGCUACGCUUCCUUGAGAAACUCCACUCCGGCGGUCUUUGAAACAUCUCCGGGGCAGUUCAGGACCACUCCGCGUCCCUCUCGAAACCGACGCGGGAGCUUGUUUUGUCUACAUGGCACGCUUGAAUCGGGUUGGAAACCGGUUCCAACCCAACCAAGGAAUCUUGGGGGUUGGGGGGUGGGGGAAAUGUGGCUAGCAAUAUAUAGGGAGGAGAUGUCUCGGCGUUUUUAAGCAUUCUCCAAUCGCCAGAGAUUAUUUGGGCUGGUGGUAGGUUGGGAAUAUAUAGAUUUUUGUAAAAAUCCGUUCUGUCUGCGUUUCUGUCAGACAGUUGGGCCUUUCGUUCUGCCGCCCACUCAUUGGGUUUUUCCCGAUUUCCCAAAUUUGCGCAAAUUCACGCUUGCGCAAAUGGGCAACCGCCCUCAAAUGCGCAAAUACCAUCCCCCAAGAUGCAAAUUCCACCUAUAACUGUUAUGAACCGCCCAGAGAGCUUCCGCUUUUGAAAGAAAUGGAUAGAAAUGUAAUAAAUAAGUGCGAUUAUUUUUUUUAUGUGUCAGCUCGUGGGGUUAUAUAUGCAUUUGGGGGGGGGGGGAUGUACGUAUUUUUCUAUGACUAAAUUUGCGUAAAAUUCCAGGAAGUAAAAUGAAAGAUCUGCAAGUCUGGGGAAUCUCUGUGAUUUGGGGGGAAACCGGCCCGCUUUGGAAAUCAUGGGUUGGAUUCGUAGAAAUUCAAACUCAUUUGAUUCCGUUGUGGAUUUCUCUGACACCCCUAGUGGUUAGGGGUGACGAAUAGCAAGAGAAAGUUUUCAGAGUGUUUUAAAGCAGAGAUGGGCUACGCCUGGUCCGCAGGCCUCCUUUUUGGUCUUUUGUGGUAGUCCAUAGGUGUGCGCGAGGGGCGUGCUGGGUGUGUCCAGGCACACCCUAAUGUCUCAAGCAAUGAGCAUCUUCUCAAUCCUCUCCUCACCUGCAGCCAGGCAAGCCGAGUGCAUAGCAGGGCAUCAGUGUCUAUAGUAUUUAAUAAAUAAAUGCAUUAAAAAAAGGUCCUUUAUGACUGAGUAUUCAAUAAAUGUUCACUUUUAAAAAUUGGGCUCCGGAGCCUUGGACAUCCCCACCUCUGUAAGGUAGACAAGCCAGCUUUUGAGCGCCUGGACUAUUACAUUGUACUUCCUAUGCCAAGGGAGGGCGGUGUCUUCAUUUGCUGUGAACGAACACGAAGCGGGCGCUUGGAGGUAUUUGAUGGAAGUUAUUGUU